UUGCAAAUCCCUAGCCUCCCCUUACCCCCAGAGGACUGCUUCCACACAAAUACCUCUCUACAACAUGAACGUUUUUUAGAAACUACCCCAGUCUCUCUCCCCACCUGCUGACCCCUUGCUACCUAUGCCCCAGGUCUUACUCUCCCUUUUCUAAAGGUUGAGGCCUACUGGGCCAAGGGAGCUGGGUGAUGCCUCUGUGGUCCAGCAUCUGUGGCCUCUCCCCACCACGGAUCUUCCCUUCGUUGCUUGUGGUGGUAGCUUUGGUGGGGUUGCUACCCGUUCUCAGGAGCCAUGGCCUCCAGCCCAGCCCUACUGCCAGCACCAUCCGGGGCUCAGAGCCUCCACGGGAACGCUCAAUUGGAGAUGUCACCACUGCCCCACCAGAGGUCAUCCCAGAAAGCCGCCCUGUUAAUCAUUCCGUCACUGAAAACAUCAUAAAGCCACGAAAGCCCUUUCCAGUCCUGGGCAUUGACUACGGACAUGUGCGCACACCCUUUGAGAUUGCACUCUGGAUCCUCUUGGCCUGCCUCAUGAAGAUAGGUUUCCAUGUGAUCCCCACUAUCUCCAGCAUCGUCCCCGAGAGCUGCCUGCUGAUCGUGGUGGGGCUGCUAGUGGGGGGCCUGAUCAAGGGCGUGGGCGAGAAGCCCCCGCUCCUGCAGUCAGACAUCUUCUUCCUCUUCCUGCUGCCGCCCAUCAUCCUGGACGCGGGCUAUUUCCUACCGCUGCGGCAGUUCACGGAGAACCUGGGCACCAUCCUGAUCUUCGCCGUGGUCGGCACGCUGUGGAAUGCCUUCUUCCUGGGCGGCCUCAUGUACGCCGUGUGUCUGGUGGGCGGCGAACAGAUCAACAACAUCGGCCUGCUGGACAACCUGCUCUUCGGCAGCAUCAUCUCGGCCGUGGACCCUGUGGCCGUGCUUGCCGUCUUUGAGGAGAUCCACAUCAACGAGCUGCUGCAUAUCCUCGUCUUCGGGGAGUCCCUGCUCAAUGACGCCGUCACUGUGGUCCUGUACCACCUCUUUGAGGAGUUUGCCAACUAUGACCGCAUAGGCAUCGUGGACAUCAUCCUCGGCUUCCUCAGCUUCUUCGUGGUGGCCCUGGGCGGGGUGUUUGUGGGCGUGGUCUAUGGGGUCAUUGCAGCCUUCACCUCUCGAUUCACCUCCCAUAUCCGUGUCAUCGAGCCGCUCUUCGUCUUCCUGUACAGCUACAUGGCCUAUCUGUCAGCCGAGCUAUUCCACCUGUCAGGCAUCAUGGCACUCAUCGCCUCGGGAGUGGUGAUGCGCCCCUACGUGGAAGCCAACAUCUCUCACAAAUCCCACACGACCAUCAAGUACUUUCUGAAGAUGUGGAGCAGCGUCAGUGAGACCCUCAUCUUCAUAUUCCUUGGGGUCUCCACCGUGGCUGGCUCUCAUCACUGGAACUGGACCUUUGUCAUCAGCACUCUGCUCUUCUGUCUCAUCGCCCGAGUGCUGGGUGUGUUGGGCUUGACCUGGUUCAUCAACAAGUUCCGCAUAGUGAAGCUGACACCUAAAGACCAGUUCAUCAUCGCCUACGGGGGCCUACGCGGGGCCAUUGCCUUCUCCCUGGGCUACCUCCUGGACAAGAAGCACUUCCCCAUGUGUGACCUCUUCCUCACUGCCAUCAUCACAGUCAUCUUCUUCACCGUCUUUGUGCAGGGUAUGACCAUUCGGCCCCUGGUAGACCUGUUGGCUGUGAAGAAAAAGCAAGAAACAAAACGGUCCAUCAAUGAGGAGAUCCAUACACAGUUCCUGGACCACCUUCUGACAGGCAUCGAGGACAUCUGUGGCCACUACGGCCAUCAUCACUGGAAGGACAAGCUCAACCGGUUUAAUAAGAAGUAUGUGAAGAAGUGUCUGAUAGCUGGUGAGCGCUCCAAAGAGCCCCAGCUCAUUGCCUUCUACCACAAGAUGGAGAUGAAGCAGGCUAUCGAGCUGGUAGAAAGCGGGGGCAUGGGGAAGAUCCCCUCCGCCGUCUCCACCGUCUCCAUGCAGAAUAUCCACCCUAAGGCCCUGCCUGCUGAGCGCAUCCUGCCAGCCCUGUCCAAGGACAAGGAGGAGGAGAUUCGGAAAAUCCUGAGGAACAACUUGCAGAAGACCAGGCAGCGGCUGCGGUCCUACAACAGACACACCCUCGUGGCAGACCCCUAUGAGGAGGCCUGGAACCAGAUGCUUCUCCGGAGGCAGAAGGCCCGGCAGCUGGAGCAGAAGAUCAAUAACUACCUGACAGUGCCGGCCCACAAGCUGGACUCACCCACCAUGUCUCGGGCCCGUAUCGGCUCAGACCCACUGGCCUAUGAGCCAAAGGCAGACCUGCCUGUUAUCACCAUCGACCCAGCCUCCCCGCAGUCGCCCGAGUCUGUGGACCUGGUGAAUGAGGAGCUGAAGGGCAACGUCCUGGGCCUGAGCCGGGAUCCGGGAAGCAUUGCUGAGGACAACGAGGAGGAUGAUGGCAUUGUAAUGCGGACCAAGGAGCCCUCAUCCCCAGGCACAGAUGAUGUCUUCACCCCUGGGCCGAAUGACAGUCCCAGCUCCCAGAGAAUACAGCGCUGCCUCAGUGAUCCAGGCCCCCAUCCUGAGCCUGGGGAGGGAGAGCCCUUCAUCCCCAAGGGGCAGUAACACUGGGGCCAGUGAGCAGCGGCCGGCCUGCCACAGACUCUCCCACC
Orycteropus afer afer is the source of this 2680-nucleotide messenger RNA. RefSeq names its product solute carrier family 9 member A1 (gene SLC9A1). Gene Ontology annotation, molecular function: sodium:proton antiporter activity. The record is from RefSeq and is a predicted model, not a curated record. NCBI's taxonomy places the organism in Eukaryota, Metazoa, Chordata, Mammalia, Tubulidentata, Orycteropodidae. Gene Ontology annotation, cellular component: membrane. Gene Ontology annotation, biological process: proton transmembrane transport; sodium ion transport; regulation of pH.